AUGAAUAUUCCGUUCCCGAUUAUUUAUCCUCGCAUGAUUGCGCCGGAUUUCUUCAAUUCGGAUAAACCAUGCGACGAGGAUGCUGAAUUAACAAGCUUGGAGCAAGCUAACCAUCGAUGGCUGAAUAGCAUUGGUAAAAAAUACAUGAAACAUACUCCGGUAGAAAAGCCACAGCCGGAGCCUAUGGAGGAAGCGGAGACGGAUGAUGAUGUCUUCAUCGUGACUGGCAAUGAAGAGGGCGAGGAAUCGGAGGAGUCUCAUGAUGUUGAUGAAGAGGAGGAGAUGCCGACCACCGAGUCUCCACCGAGGAACACUGAAGCUGAGUCCGAGAGCCCCGAGGACAUCACGGACACCGCUGAGCUCGAAGUAGAGGCCUCUCUAUGGCCCUACACCCCUCAAGAUGAAUGA
This is a messenger RNA of Danaus chrysippus (African queen), 408 nucleotides long. The record is from the annotation of a GenBank genome assembly. NCBI's taxonomy places the organism in Eukaryota, Metazoa, Arthropoda, Insecta, Lepidoptera, Nymphalidae.